This is a messenger RNA of Danaus plexippus (monarch butterfly), 3754 nucleotides long. RefSeq lists its product as uncharacterized. Bases 443 to 2359 code for a protein of 638 amino acids. The record is from RefSeq and is a predicted model, not a curated record. Gene Ontology annotation, molecular function: zinc ion binding. NCBI's taxonomy places the organism in Eukaryota, Metazoa, Arthropoda, Insecta, Lepidoptera, Nymphalidae. The transcript has 14 exons.
UGGCGCGCAGUCGGGUCCAGAUGGCCGCGGAAGCGUUACGUGUGAUUGGUUGAAAUUUUACUCGUCUCGGUUGACAUUUUUUUUUAAUUAUAAUUAAAAAAAAAGGUUCUUUAUCGCGUCGUGUUUGUAUAGAAUUGUAUUCAGUGGGCUUAUGAUUGGUCGGUGUUGUGUACGUGUUGUGUAGUUAAUUUAGCGACAUUUUGUUUUGUUGUAUUCAAAUUAAAGCGGUUUUUUAUCGCGACUAGUUUGUGUGUUGCAAAAAAAAUGUGAUACAGUCGUGUACGUGAUAAAAGUUUUAUAUUAUAAGUCAACGUUAGUGUUUAGUUUGGAUUUUUAGCGGGAUUCUUUUGUUGGCAACUAUUCCGCAUCUAUGUAUACAACUGGCAUAGCACAGCUGGGAAAUGUGUCCAAAGUCCGUUGAGCGGCUAUUGCCGCAGUCAGAAUGCGUUCUCUGUUAGCGUAUUACGCUGAUGCAGUGAUGUUGGCUGCGAGGGGCACGGGCUGUGCCCUCGGCUGCAGCGGCCGCGGGGAUUGCAUGAACGGUACCUGCCUCUGUGAGAUAAGAUACUCGGGAGAUGAAUGCGCCGGUCCCAACUUGCCUUACCACGCCUGUAUCGGUGGAGUUUUCCUCAUGGUGGCGUUCGUGUGUGCCGUUCAGCUGACUGUGUGCGUGGUGACGGAGUAUAAACGUCUGAAAGCCCCAACUAUCCUCAGGGCAUGUAAGGUCACCACACAGAAGAUGCUCUACUUCGUAGCGUUCCUCGCGUCAUUCAUCCGCGGAGCAUACUUUGUGUCACCCUCUGCCUUCCAAGAGGGUUGGGCAACCAGUCUUCUGUCGGCGUACUACCCUCUCAUGAUAUCUGGGUCUUCGCUCAUAGUCUGCUUCUGGGCUGAGGUGUUCCAUCUUCGUGACAUCCGCUGGGAGCGUCCUCGGUUCCUGUCCAAGACAUUCCUGGCUUUCGCGACCUUCAAUGUGAUCAUUUACACGCUGCUGGCAGCUGAGGUCCUCGCCACAAACGUAGCGGACACCACCGCCGAGAAGAAGAACUUCUACCAGCACGUGUUCAACGGUUGCUACGCUGUACUUCUAUUCAUAGUCGUCAUAUUUUUCCUGUUGUAUGGCGUCGAAGUCUACUUUAAGCUUCGCGGGGAAUUCCUCAAAGAGACUAAAGUCUGCACGAUCAUACUACCAAGACCCGGCCCAUCUACGGCCGCUGAGGGUGACGACGUUCAAGAUACGCUGGUCGCUAAGCAGGGUGUCCAGACAGAUUUAUCUGAUGGCGAUGGCAGUAUAGACCCUCGAUCAGUAAAUCUCUCCCAGCUUCAUCAGUCGCGGCUGGGGCUGGUCAGUCAGGCUCUCAUGUUGAUACUCAUAGCUGGUUUCCUCGCAUCGGAAACUCUCAGCGAAUUCUGGAAGACGAAAGUGCCAGUAGUGUCACGUAAUUGGCACGACCUGGUGUUCCGUUUGGCGGAGAUUGGUGUAGCGCUAUGGUUCCCGUGUGUACUCUGGAACUGUAUGGCUCCCGAACGUCUUUGGUUGUUGAACCCGCGCCGGUUGUUGGCGCGCCAGUUGGACGAUGCCAGCUUGGCGGAUCUAUUGGCUAACAAGCGACCGGCUGAUGCCAAGAGCUUAGCCGAGUUUUCUCAACUGUCGUGGCGCGAUAAGGCGCUAUAUGUCUGUCGGCUGGUCCAACAUUGGCGAUGGUGUCUUUGGACAGUUUUUCUCACCAUGUUCGUUUAUUCGAAACGCGUGAAAUCUAUCGCUGGGGCCGCUCCGAAUGUCGAGACGGACUCUCUGGUUGGCAGCGUGGGUUCCCACCGCGACUGCUGGAUCUGUUACGACAGCUCGCGCCAGGAGCCUCUCAUCACGCCUUGCAGGUGUACAGGGGAUGUCGCGGCUGUUCAUCACGACUGCCUGAGUCGAUGGCUCGUGGAGAGCGCUGCGACUCCGGACGGUCUCAAGUGUAAAGUAUGCAACACGCCGUACAUAGUUCAAGAGACGAACAGGGUUGAAUGGGAGCGAGGGUUUACAGCUACACACUGGGUCCGCACAGGUCUUUGUGUGAUGGCGAUGUGUGGUGCUGGAGGUGCCGCCUGGGUCCUCGUCCAGCUGUUCCCUGCGCCUGUUCCUAGAGUUCUGGCAGCUGGAGCCGCCCUCCUCAUAUGCUAUGUGGCCAUCAGGUUUCUCAGCGUGAAUACUGUGACAGCGUACCAGCGGGCGAAGGUCUCUUCCCUGCGCAUCCUGACUGAACCCGUGGACGCAUCAGACACACAACUAUCGACUAUCAGCAAGACGGUCACAGUAGAUAUACCGUCCAAGGCGGUACUGGAGCAGGCCUUGAAGGGAGACGUAAAGUAAACAGUGAUAAGAACCGAUGAAACAGUGAUGGAAGUGAUGAACAUUUGUGUGAUGAUGAUGAUGAUGAUAAAAAUAAAUCACGCUGUCAUCACAAACGACAACAAACAGUCUGAUGGCAAUAAUACAGAAUUAUAACAAUUCCAAUGUAAGCGACCCCGUCAAUUUCACUCCACAAUACAAAACGGACGCCAUUUACUUGGGAUUGUAUUUAUGUAGUAUGAUAAAUUUUAUAUUUAAGUAUCGUGAUGUUUAGUACAAACGUACACUUAGAAGACAUACAUUCUCAAUGUAAUAUAUUGCCAAAUUUUUUAAUAUUACUAACCACGUAACAGUGUAUCCCAGAGCGAUUCAAUAGUACUUCAUAUAUAUAUUAAUUAUCUGUGAAAUUGUAUUGCUUUUCAAUUUUACAGUGAAGCCGCAAUGCAAUUAACAUAGUAAUUGCUGGAUUUUAAUUGCAAUUUUGCUAGUUAUUAUUUGAGUUGUUUUUGCCUUUUCAUUCAUUUCAUGUUUGAAUUUAGACCAGUUGAAUUUCAUUUCUUGAUAAUGGAAAUUUGUUUAAAAGUAUCCGCUAUGUAUGAAUAUUUUAUUUUUUAUGAAAUAAAAUACAAAAAAAAUACAUAUAUCAAAAAUUAAAGAAGCAUGUCUUUUUUCUUUUACAAUACAUUUUUUUUAGUCAAUUAAACUAUCACUAUGUCACACACACAUACACACACAAACAUAUACACACACACACACACAUAUAUAUAUAAGUUUCAUUUUGUCUUUUUGUUUUUUGAUUUUUCAUUGUCUCUUAAUAAAAUUCAAUAUAUGUUUCAAAGAAUAUAGAAUGCAUUGUUAAGGUUAUAAAUUGAUUUUUGAUAAAUAUUCGAUUAAAAAUUGCCAAAGUGCCAAAGAUUCACGAGGGAAGACGUUUGUUUCGGUUGUAUUUAAAAAAAAUAAAAUUAAAAAUAUAUUCCACAUUAAUAUCUAUUAAAUAUACAUUCAGUAUGUUUUGUUUUAUAUAAAAUUAGUUUUAAUUCCUUCGUAUUAUUUUCGCCUGUAGUGUGUCCAAGGAAACAAGAUAAAAUAUGUAAACGAAUGUUUAUAGCUUUUCAACGGUGUUUUUUUUUUUAUUAUAAUUUCUUUGGCUUUAAUAUAGAAAUAUGAAAUAGAGAGCUAGCCGUUAUAUUUUAUUAUUUGUGAACUAGAUUUUUCUUGUUAUAUUUUUCAAGUCGCAGUAAUAUAUUAAUUUUUAUUUUUUUUUGUAAGGUGCGAAAAUUAUUAUCUUCGUGUAGUUGUACGUGUAAUGUCUUGAAAUUUCUAGAAACCUUAGAUUAUAUAUUGUAAAUAUUGAAUAGAACUUUGAAGUAUUUUCGUGUUAUGGAGAUUUGGAAACAAAUUAAAACUUAUAGAUUA